This is a messenger RNA of Moneuplotes crassus, 1648 nucleotides long. The record is from the annotation of a GenBank genome assembly. NCBI's taxonomy places the organism in Eukaryota, Ciliophora, Spirotrichea, Euplotida, Euplotidae.
AUGAAAAUCAAUAAGGUCAGUUGCUUGCUGCUAGGUACUAGUUUGAUCAUCAAUGCAUCCCUGGCAUUGGUCGGCCCAUUUUUCCCAGGCGAGGCUCUCGAGAAAGAUAUUGAUAUAAAUAUAAUCGGGUACAUCUUCAGUGCAUAUCCCUUUUCUUUUGUAAUAAUAUCACUCAUAAUGCCGAAAAUACUCAACAGGUAUAGUCAGAGAUUCAUGUUCAUAAUUGGGUCAAUCACCUAUGCAUUAUCUGUAAUAGGCUUUGGCUUACUCGUAUUAGUUGACGAGGACUUCUUCCUAGUGCUUGCAAUAGUCCUCAGAAUUCUCCAAGGAGCAUCCAACUCGGUGGUUUAUACUACUGCAUACUCUGUCUUCUCAAUGCAGUAUGAAGGACAUGACAUUAUGCAGAUUAAUUCAUACUUUAAGGUGACUCUUGGAGCAGGGCUGGUUAUAGGCCUCCUUACUGGAACUUUAUUGUACAUGAUCGGCGGCUAUUGACUGCCUUUCAUCACAUUCGGAGUGUUCUUUCUCUUAUCUAUUCCUUGAGUCAUUGGAUACUUCCCUUCAAAAAUUCAGACUGAGAGCCAAAUCCAGGGGCAACUGCUUCAAAAUGAGAGCGGAAUUCAAAAUCAAAGCGCGAGGUUAAUAGUUAACUUCAAUCAGGAAGAAAAUGUGGAAAAUCUUGAAGACCACCGACAGUCAUCAAUCAAAUCUGCAAUAAGAGGGGAGUCAGAAUCUGGAAACAGAACACAUAAAUAUUCCUUUGAUCAUGAGAAAAAGGAAACUUUUGAGCUUGAGAAUUCAAACUCAAAGUCCUCACAAGGAGAGAAGAAUUGAGAUAAUUUUGAGAUACAACAUCACAGUGAAGAGAUACCUCAGAACUUAAAGGAAUCAAUAGUUACUCGGAUUAUCGUGAAAUGUCUAAUAUUAGCCAUUCUUUUCUUGAGCCUGCUUAAUUUUGCACCAGCUAUCCUUGCUCAAAGACUUGAAGAGCUGGACAUUCAUAAAUAUCUCUACGGGCUAAUAUUCGCAAUACCCUGAGUAGUGCCAGUCUGAUCAAUUUUCCUGGUAAACUUGGUGAUGAACAGACUUAAUGGAAACUCAGUUCUAAUUAUUGGGGCAGUACUAAUGUCUCUUGGAUUCUUUGUAGUAUCUGUUACAUCAGUGCUGUUUUUUCUUCUAGGCAUCUCAAUGCUUGGAUUUGCUGCUCCUUUCACCAUUCUACCUCUUUUCCCACUAAUGCGGAAUAGCUUAAAGAAGGAUUACAGAAACUCAAGCGAGGCUAUUAAUGUAUUAUCUGGCUUGUAUAAUGCUGCCCUGGGUAUUGGAGCAAUAGUAGGCCCACUGAUUGGAUCUAACCUUUACUAUUAUUUUGACUUCUUCAUAACUGCCUUCGUGCUUGGAAGCUCUUGAAUCCUCCUAGCAACGGUGUUGUUCUUUAGUGGAGGAUGUAGUUCAAAUGAAGCUGGAAUAGAAUCAUCAGAACUAAGCGAACAUCUAGGAAUGAUCAAUGGUUCUUUUAUAGAACCCAACAUACUUUCUAUACCAAGCACCAAUAAACUUGAUCGUAAAAAUAAGUAUCCGAUCUAAAUGCUUCUUUCAGUUGCUUCACCAUUAUACAUAUACGAAAAACUCCAAAACUAAGUUAUCU